Messenger RNA from Lodderomyces elongisporus, 6834 nucleotides. RefSeq names its product CCR4-NOT core subunit (gene CDC39). The coding region runs from base 1 to 6834 and encodes 2277 amino acids. NCBI's taxonomy places the organism in Eukaryota, Fungi, Ascomycota, Pichiomycetes, Serinales, Debaryomycetaceae. Gene Ontology annotation, cellular component: CCR4-NOT core complex; P-body. Gene Ontology annotation, molecular function: molecular adaptor activity. The record is from RefSeq and is a predicted model, not a curated record. The transcript is spliced from 3 exons. Gene Ontology annotation, biological process: negative regulation of translation; nuclear-transcribed mRNA catabolic process, deadenylation-dependent decay.
AUGGCGUCAUUGUAUCUAGUGUACUCUGAAACUGCUUUGUUCUCACCAUUUGAGAGCCCCGGGGGCAAAAACCAGAGGCAGCAACAAACAAAAGUAGCACAAGUAACACAACAACAGCAAGGAAAGAAACAGGAGGAAAAAGAAAACGUUGCUAGAGACCCAGAACUUACCAAGGCUAUAAUCAAUCAACUUUGCAUCUUACUUUUAACAGUAGACUACUCAACUGUUGACUCGCAUUUCAAGCAGAUCAGAUUCAUCUUACUGAAAGAAGUAGGUGGCAACAACUCACAAGUUUGUUUUAAUUACUACCAAAAACUUAUUAGUUUAAUCAGACUCGGUGAUUUUUCCAAUAAGAAAUUAACACCAGUGGAACAUAUUUUUGCAAAAGAAUUAAAUUUUAUUGCAACUGACUUGAGAAUAACCGACUCGUUACUCGACCUAUUUGAUCAACAGUUAAAUUUCGCUCAAAAAAGUAUUGUUGAUUUCGUAGUCAAGUUUGAUUGUGAUAUCAUCUUUUCUUUUAUCUUAUUAAUUCGAUACAAUAAUCCAUCAAACACAGAAGCCGCUAGAGCAUUUAUCAGAGACCACUCAUUAGAGCUUUCCGAUUUACUCAAGGAUAGAAAAUUUCCACAAAACUACAAUUGGAGCCUUUUAUUAGAGUCAAUUUUAAACACUCCAUACUUUCCGUUUUUGCAUAAACUAUUAAUUCUUAGUUCAUUAAAAGCUUUCAAGUUAACUAUCGAACCAAUAAGCAAAUUUUACCAAAAUAUACUCAAGAUGUCCUUUAAAGAAUUAAUUACAGAAGUUGGAUUUGACGACUUAGUACCUGAAAAAUUGUUACCCAGCUUGUUGCAGAUUAAACCAAAUGAGGUUGACGAGGGUAUUGCAUUGGUUCUAGCAGAGAUCUUGAUUCCUGGGUCACAAGGGAUCAAUAAGAAUGCACACCUUCAACAACAAACAUUGCCAGAGGCUAACGCCAAGGGAGCACAACUUCAAGCAAGCUUCCGAGCCAUUGAGGCACAACUGGGCACGAACAAACUUAGCAUCAAUUGGUAUGAGGUGUUUAACCAUAUGCAGCAAAACCUAUUUGAAGCAGGUCGGAGAUAUAAACUUCCAACAGCAGUUAGCUUGACACAGUUUUUGUCAUCAUUGGACUUUAAACAGGAGCCAUUAGAUAUUUUUUUCAACUACGAUUGGUAUUUUGACAAGACAUUACUUUACCUUUUGCAAACUGCUGAUCCGGCGCAAGGUGCUUAUGACAUAUCCUUACUGAACAACUUGGCACUUUGCUUUGAAGAAGACAAGGCAACCCCUCCCCAACCAGGAAGACGAAAUAUCUUACGUUUCAUCAAUAUCGGUAAGUUUGAGUUGAAAGCAUUGUCUGGUGCUCAGGCUCAGCAGGUGACUAAACACCUCAACGAAAAAGAAGUCAAGCUUAAUACCUUUAUCAAUCAACAAUUUGAUCAUGAUUAUAGAGUGUUUCCUGAAUACGUGUUGGCAGCUGCAGUCUCUAUGAUUGAAAGGACGCCUUUUAUCAAUGACUUGGUCGACACAUUAUUUGGAUUGUUGAUGGAUAGCGAUUCGCCGACAUUACCCAAGGUUAUGCGUGUAAUGCUGGAGACUGGUUUGGCCAUUUCACAAUUGGUAAGUUAUUAUAAUAGCAGAAAGACUGUUGUUGCUGCUCAAAAAGUAGCUAACGUGGCCUCGAGGAUUGGUAUUAUAAACGAAGUGAUUGCUCAAUUUUGGACAACAGAUAUCAAUAGUGCAGUAAGUGUUCUUGUUGAAUCAUCUUUUUAUGGCGUCGAUAUCAAGGGUGAAUUGGAUACUAAAUUGAAAGAUCAGCAAUUCAAAAAACCGUUGUACAUUGCUUUGCUUGAUGUUCUUAACGAAAGAGCACAAAAGGAUUAUGAAGCAUUCCAACAACAUCAACAACGUGAACAAAACCCACAAUCAGCUAGUGGUGGUAUUCCACCUUCUCUUUCUCGUCAACUUCCAUUCUUGAAAAUUAGUACAGUUAACACGUUGGUAGAAAAAUUGAAAAACAGCAGUGGAUUGAUUGAUUUGAAGAAAUGGAAAAACUUGCAAAUCUUGAUCUUGACCACUUACCCAAGACUCAUCAAUUUUGGUAGUGGUCAUGAUGAAGUCAUCUUGGCCAAUGAGGCAAAAUCAACUUUUUUCCCUCAGGAAGUGGAGUUGGAAAUGAAAGAGUAUUAUUCAAAAAUGUACAGCAAGGCAGUUGAAAUUCCAGAGGUUGUUGAUGCAUUAAUCAAAAUGAAGUCUAGUGAUGACCCCCACCAGCAAGAUGUAUUUGCAUGCAUGAUUCAUUCGCUUUUGGAUGAGUAUAAGUUUUUUUCUGAAUACCCAUUAGCUGCAUUGGCUUCAACUUCGUUAUUGUUUGGUGCAUUGUUGGAGAAUGAUUUGAUUCAUGGAACAACACUUACAGUCGCCCUCAAUUUCAUCUUUGAGUCAUGUAAUCAACCACCAGAGUCAAAGCUUUUCAAAUUUGCUGUACAAUCAUUGUAUAAUUUCAAAUCAAAAUUGCAUGAGUACCCUAUUUAUUGUAAACACUUGUUGGAAUGUCAAUCAUUGGCAACGCAUGCCAAGAUGUAUCAAGUGGUGAAAGAUGCGGCAAAUGGAAUACCAUGUGGUGGUGCUAACUCGGCUACAGGUGCAACUCAAACACCUACUCCCGACGUUGGACCCAAAUAUCAAUCUAUCAAUUACGUUGAGCAAGCUGUAGGAUCAGUGCAACAAGAAGAGCCAUCUGAAGAAAUCAAGGAUAAAUUGUUAUUUGCAGUCAAUAAUAUGACAAUGGAAAAUAUGAGAUUGACCGAGAUCAAGAGUCAUUUGCAAGAGGCAUAUUAUGCUUGGUUUGCUGAUUAUUUGGUGGGAGAUAGGGCUAGAGCCGAGCCAAAUAACCAUAAAUUGUACUCGGAUUUGGUUGAGAGCUUGGCAGAUCCAAUAUUUACCGAAUAUGUGAUGAAUGUUACUAUGAAAGAAGUAUUCACCAUCAUUAGGAAUUUCAAGGACUCGAGAUCAGAGAGAAACCAGUUGAAGAAUCUUGGUGCUUGGUUGGGAAGAAUUACUUUAGCCAUUGAUAAACCAUUGCGCAGAGAUUUGAUUGCAUUGAAGUUCCUCCUUGUUGAGGCAUACGACUUUAAGUCUUUGCCAUUGAUCAUUCCAUUCGUGUGUAAGAUUUUGGACCAAGCACAAUUUUCAAGAGUGUUUAAGCCUCCAAACCCAUGGAUUUUAGGUAUAAUGAGUGUUUUGGCUGAGUUGUACGAGCAUGCUGAUUUGAAGCUUCAGCUCAAGUUUGAAGUUGAAGUGUUGCUCAACUCAUUUGAAAUGAAAGUAACUGAUCUUGAACAAAGCACAAUUAUUAGAAACCACAGCAGUGACGCUACCGCAUUAGCUCAAAUGUUUGGUCUUCUUCCACAAGUUGGACAAGCUCAACUUACCUCAGAAUUGUCAAGAUUGAAUUUGGAUGCUGGUAGUGGAAGUAGCGACCUGCCAAGUUCUAAUGUUCCAUUAUUCCCACCGCAGGCUGGCAUUAAAAAGCAACUACAACAAUUUCAGCAACCUCCGCUUUCACUUCAACAACAACAAGCACAGGCUCAAGCUCAAGCUCAAGCUCAAGUACCAGCAAACUCUAUCCACGCGCCUCAACCACAACAAGUACAACCGCAAACUCAGCAAGAAUCUGGUUGGGAUACCAGUUUCAGCCAGUUAGUGGGCAAUUCUGUAUUCACUCAACAUGCUAAUUUGAGAAGAGCUUUCCAAGCUUCAUUGUCUCGUGCUGUAAGAGAAUGUGCAAUUCCUAUAAUGAAUCGAGUUUCCGAAGCUGUGCUUGUCACCACUGAGUAUCUCAUUAAGAAAGAUUUUGCCACCGAAGUUGAUGUCGACAAAUUCAGACAAAGUUAUAGAAGGUUGGCGCAACAAUUGGCUCAUAGUAUGGUUUUAUGCAGCGGUAAAAAGAUUUUGGCUGAGACUAUCGAAGCUACAAUGUUGCAGCUUUUGGGAAAUAAUCCCAACGAUAUUCCUAUGUUGGAGCUCAGCAACGCCGUUCAAGCCAAUGUUGGCCUUUGUGUCGAUAUUGUGGACAAGAUUGCCACUAACAAUAUUACUGAUUUGAUUGAUGAGAGAAUGAGGCCAUACAUUUUGAAUCGUGAACGCCAUAAAUUCGGUCAACCAUAUAUUGAAAAUGGCACACCAGAAUCCUCGUUAAGACUUCCAGAACCAUUGGGCUUGAGUACUAGAGGAUUGAGUGCACAGCAAUUGAAGAUAUACGAGCAUUUUGGUGAGUUUUCUGGUGUGGAAAGAAGCAAUGCUCCUACCCCGCUCAUUGCACAACCGCAACCACACCAACCUCUAGUGCAACAACUUCCACAACAAUUACCACAACACCUACCACAACACCUCCAACAACAACAGCUGCAACAACAACUGCAACAACAACAACAGCAACAACAGCAACAACAAUAUCAGCAGCAGCAGCAACAAGUGCUUCAACAACUGCAACCACAUCAACUCCAACAGAUUACACAAGACUUCCCGGCACAUCAACAACAAUCGAGAAUGUUACAAGAGGAUGUGGCCUCUGUCGAACAGCUUUUCGCUAUCAUCACACAGUACUGUGAAAAGGCCAUCAAUCUUCUUGCAGAUGUUACUGAGACUAAGAUUGCUGAUUUACCACCAAACCAUCCAAUCAUGACGGCUCUCACUCAGGCAUUAAGUAUUGCUCAAGCAAAUGCCAUCAAGUUCCCUGAUUUGUUGCUCAAGGCAGCGCAAUAUGCUGUUAAUUGUCUCUUUACACAAGCACACGAAAAUUCUAUAGCAAACGAAAUCUAUGUGAUUAUGCUCGACAAAUUGUGUGAAUUUUCUCCCUCAACAGCAAAGGAUGUCACUUGGUGGUUAGUCAAUUCAUCGGAUCAACGUAAAUUUAAUAUGCCGGUAAUUUUAUCGUUGUUGAAAGUACAAUUGAUUCAACCAACUAAAUUGGAUUCAUCUAUUGGUGCAUUGAUCAAGGAGUCAAACAAUCCAGUUGUUGUGAAAUUUGGUGCUACAUUAUUGUACAGUAUAUUUACAGCGGAGGAUUUGGCGCGUCCCAUUGCAUUGAGAUCAGAAUUUGCCCACACCUUGGAUGCAUUGUAUGAGUACCAGAGAUUGCAAUUUAAUGACAAUGAUGAGGAGAACAAGCAGGCCAAGGCCGAAGUUGACAAGUUGUUUGAAGUCCUUGGUAAAGCUGACCCUGUAUCAAAGGAGUUGUUUGCCCAGUUGGGUUACGUUUUUGCUGAAUGGGUAAGGUUAUUGUCGCAUGGAAACGAGCAGCUGAAAAAGGAUGCAUCAGAAGAAGACUUUAUUGCUGGUUUAGUCGAGUCUGGUAUUUUAACUAACCCCGUGCAUUUCAAAUCAUUUUGGAAGGCUGCUAUUGAAAUAUCAGUUGCUUUGUUUGGUACCGAGCACGAGUUGAGAAGCCGUACUCAACAUGAGGCUUAUUUGUCGGUUGAUUGUUUGGCUAUUUUGGUGGUUCGUGUGGUUAUGAAUGUUGAAAAUGAAGCUCAUGCAAUUUCGUACCUCAAAAACAUUAUUGGUGUUGUGUUGUUCAACUUGAUUAGUGAGCACGAAGAGGCUAAGGCGGCAUGGAAUGAACGUGCAUAUUUCAGAUUCUUUUCAUCGUUGCUAUCAGCAUGGAACGAUGUAUCUGUAUUGGACAAUGAUGCGACAAAGAGUCUUGACUCGCAAUUUUUCCAAUUUAUUGGUGAGUGCUUCAACUCGCUUCAACCAAUAGUACUUCCCGGUUUCACUUUUGCAUGGAUCUCGCUUAUCAGCCACCGCAUGUUUUUGCCCAGAUUAAUGGAAUUGCCUGAUGGUGAAGGCUAUGCAGUAGGUGUCAAAUUGUUGCUGGCAUUGUUCAAGUUUCAGGAUACUUAUCAGCUCAAAGAAAAUAGCCAUGAUGUGUCAAAUGUCACAUUUAAGGCAAUAAAUAGAAUCUUUGUUGGCUUGUUGCAUGAGUAUCCAGAUUUCUUGGUUGAGUGCCACUACCAGUUGAUAGCAGCGGCGCCAAGAGGCUAUAUCCAACUCAAGAAUAUAAUAUUGUCUGCUUCACCCAAGUCGAUGACUAUACCUGAUCCAUUCACUCCUGGAUUGAAAGUUGAAAGAUUGCCAGAAAUCAAUGAUGCUCCAAAAGUGUUUUACAAGCCAAUGGAUGAUUUGAUAAGAGCUGGUUUAAAGAAGCCGGUUGAGACAUUUUUGCGUAUUCCAUCAUCUAGUCUCGUGAGAGCAAUUUACAAUGGAUUGAAAUUGGCACAGCCCAAACAGUCUGAUAUGUUUGGCAUUCCCGAAACGGUUAAUUUCAACCACAAGUUGGUGAAUGCAUUAGUGCUUCAUGUUGGAAUGAAUGCUGUGGCGGAGAAGUCGCCUGCUGGCCGCAACAGUUUUAAUAGCAAGAGCUCACAAGUUGCAUUAUUGGUUGAUCUUAUGAAUUAUGGUUCCAAUGAAUUCAAGUAUUUGUUGAUCAGCAGUAUUGCGAAUCAAUUGAGGUACCCUAACAGCCAUACUCACUGGUUUAUUGGAAUCAUAUUGCACUUUUUCUUGUCAAACACGUUAUGGAACACUUCUGGAUCAAAAUUGGCUGUGCAAGAGAUUAUUACUCGUGUCUUGUUGGAAAGAAGGAUCGUUAAUAAGCCGCAUCCAUGGGGACUUACUAUCGUAUUCCUUGAGUUGGUCAAGAAUGAUGAUUUUGGCUUUUUCGAUUUGCCAUUUGUUAAGAACUCGAUUGAUGAGGUCAAGACAAUUUUUGACACUCUUGCUGACAAUGUGAAGGGUUCGAAUUAG